Henningerozyma blattae CBS 6284 is the source of this 972-nucleotide messenger RNA. It is a transcript of the gene FSF1, whose product is annotated as Fsf1p. Gene Ontology annotation, cellular component: mitochondrial inner membrane. The coding region runs from base 1 to 972 and encodes 323 amino acids. The record is from RefSeq and is a predicted model, not a curated record. NCBI's taxonomy places the organism in Eukaryota, Fungi, Ascomycota, Saccharomycetes, Saccharomycetales, Saccharomycetaceae. Gene Ontology annotation, molecular function: monoatomic ion transmembrane transporter activity. Gene Ontology annotation, biological process: mitochondrial transmembrane transport; monoatomic ion transport. The transcript has a single exon.
AUGGCAUCAUCAGUUCCUGGACCAAUUAGUUUACCCGAAUCAAGAUUUGAUUUAAGCACUUAUUGGGGACGAGUUCGUCAUUGUGCUGAGAUUUCAGAUCCACGAAUGUUAUUGACUACUAAUGAAGACUUACAAAAGGCUUAUAAGGUUGUCAGUUCAUAUAAGAAUGGACUAAUCAAAGAGACUACUCAAGAGUUUUGGAAAUCGAAAAAAGUCUUGGAUUCUACCGUUCAUCCUGAUACGGGUGAUAAAGUUUUCUUACCCUUUAGAAUGUCAUGUAAUGUUCUUUCUAAUUUGGUUGUUACUGCUGGUAUGUUAACACCUGGUUUAGGUACUGCGGGGACAUUAUUUUGGCAAUGGGCUAAUCAAUCCUUAAAUGUAGCUAUCAAUUCUGCCAAUGCUAAUAAAUCCGAUCCAUUAACUACAAGACAAUUGAUUGAGAAUUAUACUGUUGCAGUGAGUGCGUCAUGUGGUGUUGCAGUGGGAUUGAAUAAAUUAGUACCUAAAUUAAGGGGUAUUUCACCACAUACAAAAUUGAUUCUAAGUAGAUUAGUUCCAUUUGCUGCCGUUGUUACAGCUGGUGUUGUGAAUGUGUUUUUAAUGAGAGGUAAUGAAAUUCGUAAUGGGAUCAGUGUAUAUGAUAAGGAAAGUGGUGAAGAAAUUGGUAAAUCUCAAAGAGCUGCAUUUAAAGCUGUUGGGCAAACAGCGUUGAGUCGAGUGAUUAAUGCUACUCCAGUGAUGGUUAUUCCACCUUUAAUAUUGGUUAAAUUGCAAAGUGGUAUUUUGAAGGGUAAAUCAAUGAAGAUUCAAAACUUAGCUAAUUUAGGGUUAGUUGGUAGUACAUUAUUUGUUGCGUUACCUUUUGCCAUUGGAGUUUUUCCACAACGCCAAAGCAUGAGAAGAGAUCAAUUGGAGGAACAUUUACAACGUCGUGCAUUAAGUGAAACUGUAUACUUCAAUCGUGGUAUAUAA